CAUUACGUACCGGUAACUAGGGUUUCACUCAAAUAUAAAGUCCCACCUUCUCGUUUUGCUCCGCCAAAGAGAAGAAGAACCCUAGCGCAGAUCGAAGCUCUCACUCUCUUCUCGAAAUGGCCAAGUCAAAGAAUCACACAGCUCACAACCAGUCCCGCAAGGCCCACAGGAAUGGCAUCAAGAAGCCCCAGAGGCACCGCCACACCUCCACCAAGGGGAUGGAUCCCAAGUUUCUGAGGAACCAGAGGUACGCCAGGAAGCACAACAACACCAAGACCGAAGAGUCGGCCGAGGAGUAAGAGCGGGACCUGCAUGAAGCUCUUCGGGUUUUAUUCUGAUUAGGGGUUUAUUAUUAUUUUUGUUUUCAUGUUGUUUUCGGAAAAACGUUGAUGUUAGUAACGUGGUAGUUUGAUGUUACUGUACUGGGAUUUAUGUAGGAGCUGGAACUCCUUUUUAUGCUAAAGAUGUUAUAAGCUUUUUGGUUAA
Molecule: messenger RNA, 486 nt
Organism: Rosa rugosa (rugosa rose)
Lineage: Eukaryota; Viridiplantae; Streptophyta; Magnoliopsida; Rosales; Rosaceae
Product: large ribosomal subunit protein eL29z-like
Exons: 3
Coding region: 117-299 (60 amino acids)
Biological process (GO): cytoplasmic translation
Cellular component (GO): ribosome; cytosolic large ribosomal subunit
Molecular function (GO): structural constituent of ribosome
Source: RefSeq, a predicted model, not a curated record